AUGUCUUCCAGUCGAACAACUAUAACGAAGCGGGCCUGUGACGGAUGCAAGAUCCGAAAGAUCAAGUGUGGUGGCGGCAAUCCAUGCCAGGCUUGCAAAAAUGCGCGCAUCAAGUGCACCUACAUUCGGAUUCAGCAUCCUCGGGGUCCGCAGCGACUGCGUUCAACUACUAAAUAUUUGAUUGAGCAAACACAGCGCGGAAUCGAGGCGCAAUCCGCAGAACAGCCCGAGGAAGUGGCUGAAACGAGCGACUCAUAUCCAACUCUGGAACAUAGCCAGGCUAUCAGCGCACAGGGGUCUCGAAUCCCAACGAAUAUCCUUGCCUCCCCACUUUACAUUUACCACGUUCGAAUGUACCCCGUCUGGCCGAUUGUCGAUGUCGAAAAUGUCAUGUCCAUUUUACAGAACACCCACGAUCAAAACCCAGAGGCCUAUGCUUUAGCCACGUCUGUUGCAGCCGCGACCAUUGCCCAGCUCAGGCUUGAGCAAAACGUUCAGUCUAAUAAGUCCGUCAGCUCCGAGGUGUUUGCGUCGGAGUGCUUGAAAGCUCGAAGUUCAAGCAACUAUCGGUCCAAAGCGAAUCUGGAUAAUGUGCGAACUGCGUUUUUCCUCCAUGUGUACUACGAAAAUCAACACCCAGGUGGCAGUGAAUCGUUACUUUACCUGCGGGAGGCCAUUUCGCUGGCUCAGAUGAUGUCUCUUCAUCGCGAAGCCUCCUAUUCUGGAUUGCCUCUUGAGGAACAACAGAUUCGGCGUCGCGUACUCUGGUUACUGUUCGUGACAGAAAGAGGGGUCUGCAUCCUACACAAGCUUCCUGUGGUGCUCAAAACGAACAUCUCGACGCCGGAAAUGGAUUUCAAUGACGAGCCCCAGGUCUUACCUGCUUUCUUGAAGCUCCUCAAUCUCUUCCGGCUUUUUGAACAAUCAAAGAUGUUCGAUAUCAUCGAAGAUGAAAACCCCGACCUACAGUCUAUUUCUGAAGGCGAUAAGAGCUUGGAUACUAGGUUCUUCGAAUUUCUCGAGGGAAAAUUGCAAGACGGUUCUAUCCUUUUAGAUCAAAUCUCCGAUGUACAAAAAGCAGACUUGUGCGUUACUCGACACUGGAUGCGAAUGAUCCUGUGGAAGGUGUCGUCAAAGAAGCCUACGUCUUCAUCCUCCGACAAGUCUACAAGUUCAUCAUUUCCAGUAAUGGUCGCCAAGGAGCUCCUGAACAUCGUUUCUCAACUACCGAGAACAGCAAUAGAGGCCCAUGGCCUUGGUAUGGAGUUGAAGCUGUAUGAGAUUGCAAACUCCCUUGCAGAUGCUGUAAUGAACAUGGCAAUGCUCCCCAGAGCGCCCAUCUGGGACGGCGAAAGUCGCCCCAGCAGCAUUCUAGCGCGAUUACACUCCAUUCUCUCCACCUUCCGCGGCGGCGGAAAUAAAGAGCUAGCUGAAAUACUGUACAAGAAAAUGGCCGAGGCACAAGUUAGAAGCGGGCCUACUCUAUCGCCAUCUCUCAAAGCACCUCACGGCCCCGCCCUAAGUAGACCCUUGAGCGGACCCAGUAAGGAUGGUCUCAGGGAAGAGGGGUCGGCAGAUAAAGACCCUUCCAGCUCACGCUCCACUCCCCCUGGGCUCCAUAACAGCGGCAUCUCGACGACCAACUGGGGCGAUGACCUGCAGACCAUUGGCUAUGAAGACCUGCUUCAAAACAGCGCUAGUAUCGCCACCGAUGCACAGCCAGACGGGUACAGCCAUGUCACAAACCCGUUCUCGUACAAGGAUAUGAUCUCCCCAAGCUUGGCCGGAAUGGGUCUCACUCCACCUUCUUUCUUCCCUGCAUACUCCUACGACCCUAGCUAUGCUAUUCUUUCGACGCAGGCUCCACCCGUCCUGGAUGACACCCGGAACAUCUUCUCCGGCAUCUCGUCGUUAUCUCCGUCGUUCGCGUCAGGGUCCAUGGAGAUGCUCAUUGGCGAUUUCAUAUCGCAGAUCCCAGACCAAUAUCAACCUGGCAGCUUCAUGCCCAUGAGUGACGACGUGAUGGACCAGAAUAUAUCAAACCAGAGCUUUAUGAUAUGA
Messenger RNA from Aspergillus steynii IBT 23096, 2061 nucleotides. Its product is annotated as Zn(II)2Cys6 transcription factor. The transcript has 4 exons. Lineage: Eukaryota; Fungi; Ascomycota; Eurotiomycetes; Eurotiales; Aspergillaceae. Gene Ontology annotation, biological process: DNA-templated transcription; regulation of DNA-templated transcription. The record is from RefSeq and is a predicted model, not a curated record. Gene Ontology annotation, molecular function: DNA binding; DNA-binding transcription factor activity, RNA polymerase II-specific; zinc ion binding. Bases 1 to 2061 code for a protein of 686 amino acids.